AUGUUCUUCAAGAAGAAGUCCAAAGUAGCAGUGAGAUCGGUAAGUCCAGUGGAAUCACAUGAUCCAGUUUCGUCAUCAAAAAAUACUUCGUGCUAUCGAUCACAUGUAAAAGAAGCAAACAGUAAUUGUAAUCGAUUAAGUAAACCAUUAAAUAGUUAUCGUCCCAUUACACCGAUACCAUCUUUUGAUAUCUUACCUGCUUCAAUUCCACGUAUCGAAAUUAACAAAACUAUCACUAAUGCUUUUUUAUCAUCGCGAAAUCAUUAUAACACCACGGCCACUUUUUAUGAGCACUCGCCACGAUCCGAUGAUUCCUACGGCAUUUUUUCCCAUUCAACUCAUUCCGAUAGCGGUGAUACAGUACCUUCCGGCAAUGCUAUUUAUACAGGUGAUUCAAUGAUUCCACUUAAAAAAAUUACCAAAGAAAGCCGCUGGAUAUCAGUCCAUGAUGGACAACCG
Molecule: messenger RNA, 459 nt
Organism: Acanthocheilonema viteae
Lineage: Eukaryota; Metazoa; Nematoda; Chromadorea; Rhabditida; Onchocercidae
Source: the annotation of a GenBank genome assembly